Molecule: messenger RNA, 1777 nt
Organism: Hypoxylon fragiforme
Lineage: Eukaryota; Fungi; Ascomycota; Sordariomycetes; Xylariales; Hypoxylaceae
Product: carbohydrate esterase family 15 protein
Exons: 1
Coding region: 590-1777 (395 amino acids)
Source: RefSeq, a predicted model, not a curated record
CCAGAACCAGGUCAUGUGAAUGUAUCUAGCCAAAUCGAGCGAUGGAAUAGAUCCAGAAUGGGUUUCCCGCGGGUGAUCGAAAGAUUAUAUUAAUGCUACGUUGAAUUCCAAGGUUGAUACACGUUCGCUAUUAGCCAUAUUGACCAAUCUCUCCGCAUUUGGAGCUGGGGAUAUACCCCUGAUCUAUACCGCUUAGACAUCGUCUCUAAAGUGCCAAGGAGGUCUCGGUGCAAGGGGGUCAAGUCUCGUCACACUUCACGGAGAGAUUCAUACUUUAUCAUACUAUCCAGACUGGGGCGCCUUCGACGUCGAGACUUGGCCAGAGCCACUUACCAGCAGACUUCAACACCUGUAUCGGCUCAAAAAUGGCAAGUUACUCAGCCUUUCAUAUUCCGGGACCGCACAAUCAACCGGAAAUUAGCAGGGUUGGCGAGGCACCUUUUUGCCGUAUAUGCGACCUAGGGGACGUAUAAGAGUUGUCCCCAUACCUACCUACUUACCCAGAGCCUUCCAUGGCUAAUCGGUGAAGUAUACCUUUUUGGAAACACGCCUUCUCCCAACAUACCAUCAGACGAUACUCCACGAGAAAAUGGUGCGUCUCACAGUCGCCCUCUUGCUGGGCUCCACGGCCUCAGCUCUGCCAUACGCAGACAUCUACCGGCGCCAGAACACUAGCGACUGCACGCUCAAGGACACCUACCCAGCCGUGAGCUUCGCCAAACUCCCUGACCCGUUCACCUACGAGGAUGGAACGAAGGUUGCCAGCAAGGCCGACUGGACCUGCCGCCAACAAGAGAUCAGCAAACUUCUGCAACAGUACGAGCUGGGCGCAUACCCCCCGCCGCCCGACAAGGUUGAGGCAUCCCUAUCAGGAAGCACCAUGUCCGUGAAGGUCACCGUCGGCUCGAAGUCCGUGACGAUCAGCACCGCCAUCAAGAAGGCCAGCACCUCCCCAGGCCCGGCCAUCAUCACCAUCGGCGGAUCCUCGCUGCCGAUCCCCGGCACCGUCGGCACCAUCGGCUUCAACAACGACCAGUUCGCCUCCCAGGCCUCCGGCAGCUCGCGCGGGCAAGGCGCAUUCUACACGCUCUUCGGCAACACGCACUCCGCCGGCGCGCUGACGGCCUGGGCCUGGGGGGUCGACCGCGUGAUCGACGGGCUCGAGCAGCUCGGCGCCGACAAGACGGGAAUCGACCCCAAGCGCCUCGGCACGACGGGGUGCUCGCGCAACGGCAAGGGCGCCUUCAUCGUCGGCGCGCUGGCGAACCGCAUCGCGCUAACGCUGCCGCAGGAGUCCGGGUCCGGCGGGGCGGCGUGCUGGCGCAUCUCGGACGACGAGCACAGCAAGGGCAAGAACAUCCAGACGGCGGGGGAGAUCGUGGGCGAGAACGUCUGGUUCAGCCAGAACCUCAACGCCUACACGGCCAAGACCAACACCAUGCCCGAGGACCACCACAUGCUCGCCGCCCUCGUCGCCCCCCGCGGCCUCCUCGCGUUCGAGAACGACAUCGACUGGCUCGGCCCCGUCAGCACCACGGGGUGCAUGAAGGCCGGGCGGCUGAUCUAUAAGGGCCUGGGCGUCCCGACGAAUAUGGGCUUCUCGCUCGUGGGUGGGCAUAGCCAUUGCCAGUUCCCGUCGUCGCAGCAGGCGGAGCUGACUGCGUAUAUCAACUACUUCCUUCUUGCGGGCACGACGGCGCCGCCGGAGGUCGAGAAGAGCAGCGCGACGGUCGCGGUUGCGGAUUGGGCUCCUUGGGAGGUGCCGGCUCUUGCUUAG